GUUUCGCGUUCAUGGCGCCAACCUCGCUUCUCUUCCUUGUCGCAGCGGCCUUUGCUGCCACAGCCACCGCCUUCUCGGGCCCCGCGACAACGUACGGUGGUCCUGACGGCGUCGACGUCCAAGGUGGCAACUGCGGUAUCAUGGCGUCGCUCCCGAACGCCAAGGCCUUCCACGUCGCGAUCAACCACGAGCAGUGGGACUCGGGUCGCAACUGCGGGCGCUGCGUGCAAGUCACGUGCACCGACAAGCGCUGCAAGUCGCAUGCCAAGGUCAUUGGCCAAGUGACCGACCAGUGCCACGAGUGCGGCUACGGCGGCCUCGACCUCACGCUGCCGUUUUUCAAGCAAGUGACGGGCGACACGACCGACCGGUACACGAUUUCGUGGUCGUUUGUCAACUGCCCAGUCUCGGGCAACAUCCAAGUGUGCGCGAAGGAAGGGAGCAACCAGUACUGGCUCGCAGUGCAGGCCGGCAACACGCGCUCGGGCGUUGCGAGCAUGAGCAUCAACGGCAAGAAGAGCCCGCUCAUGAAUGCCGACUCCAACUACUUUUACGUGUCGACCACGUCCAACAUUCCGCUCAGCAAAACCCAAGUGAGCCUGACGUCCUUUAGCGGCCAAGUCGUCUCGGCCACCGUCAACUUGACACCCGGCAAGUGCACGGCGAUCCGUAGUCAGUUUACACUCUAAUCGUUUGUUGAAAUUCUUUGUCUGUGGUAUCGAAAAUCUGGAUUCACCAAUUCACCAUGUUGAGAGGCGAUACACCGAUAGAAUAAUGGGACAAAAGUAAACGAC
This is a messenger RNA of Saprolegnia diclina VS20, 794 nucleotides long. RefSeq lists its product as hypothetical. The transcript has a single exon. The record is from RefSeq and is a predicted model, not a curated record. Lineage: Eukaryota; Oomycota; Saprolegniomycetes; Saprolegniales; Saprolegniaceae. The coding region runs from base 12 to 689 and encodes 225 amino acids.